AUGCCGGGGCCCCGCGGUGCUCGUGGCCCGCUGUCGGCGCCCUCCAGAGGCCACGGGGGACGCGGAGCUCCCCGGCCGGAGCACACUGCUUUGCCGCCAGAGGUGCUAAACUUCACACUCGAGGCCUCUCUGGGGCCUCGAUCGGAGGGCUUAACUAUGAAAUUCCCCCAUCUCAAGCGGACCCCAAAUAACCUCCGCGCCCCCUUUGAUCUCUUCCUGCCUCGGCCCCUGCUUGGCUCCAGGACACCGGGCGUCCCCACCUCGCCAUGGAGAGGAGCGAGUAUAAACUGGGAGCCGAUGGAGACGGGUGGACUGAGCCCGGUUCUCGCUGAGGCCCUACCGAGCAAACCAGGCCUCAAGGCUGGCUGCUCUUCGCCCUCGCCCCUCGCUCCUCUCCCUGGCGCGCGCUUCGCGCCCGAUCCUAAUUGCCCCGGGGCGCCGCGGGCGGCCGUGGGAGCCAGGGUGGGGGCGCCCGCUGCCCCGGCCCCGAUUCUGCCCCCUGCCGGUGGGACCCAGGUGUCCCUGGCGUCCGGGGCGUACAUGACAUAUAACACGUGGGAACCGGAGGAGAACAUCUUGGAUCCGCGGCUGCUGAUCGCCUUCCAGAACAGGGAACGCCAGGAGCAGCUGAUGGGGUAUCGGAAGCGAGGCCCGAAGCCCAAGCCGCUGGUGGUGCAGGUGCCCACCUUUGCCCGGCGUUCCAACGUGCUGAGCGGCCUCCAGGACUCUUCUGCUGACAACCGCGGCAAGCUGGAGCUGGGCGCGCAGGGCAAGGGCCAGGCGCACCAGUACGAGCUCAACAGCAAGAAGCACCACCAGUACCAGCCGCACAGCAAGGAGCGGGCAGGCAAGCCCCCGCCGCCAGGCAAGAGCGGCAAGUACUACUACCAGCUCAACAGCAAGAAACACCACCCCUACCAGCCGGACCCCAAGAUGUACGACCUGCAGUAUCAGGGCGGCCACAAGGAGGCACCCAGCCCCACCUGCCCGGACCUGGGCGCCAAGGGCCACCCGCCGGACAAGUGGGCGCACGGCGCAGGGGCCAAGGGCUACCUGGGAGCCGUCAAGCCUCUGGGCGGGGCGGCCGGGGUGCCGGGCAAGGGUGCGGAGAAGGGCCCCCCCAACGGCAUGACGCCAGCCCCCAAGGAGGCUGUGACGGGCAACGGGAUCGGGGGCAAGAUGAAGAUCGUCAAGAACAAGAACAAGAACGGGCGCAUUGUGAUUGUGAUGAGCAAGUACAUGGAGAACGGCAUGCAGGCCGUGAAGAUCAAGUCUGCAGAGGCGGAAGGCGAGGCGCGCUCCCCCAGCCACAAGAAGCAGCGCGCGGCCGCUGAGGAGCGCCACGCCCCGGCCGACAGGACUUUCAAAAAGGCCGCGGGCGCAGAGGAGAAGAAGGCGGAAACGCCCUCCAAGAGGAGAGAGGACGAGGCACCUGUGGCCGGCGACUCGCAGCCCCCAGACAACGGCUCCCGAAAGCUGUCCCCCGCCAAGGAGGCCUUCGGUGACAAGCCGUUGCAGCUCACCACCAAGCCUGACCUGCUGACCUGGGACCCGGCCCGGAGCGCGCACCCGCCUGCCCACCAUCACCACCACCACCACCACCACCACCACCACGCAGUCGGCCUCAACCUCUCCCACGCGCGCAAGCGCUGCCUCUCUGAGACGCACGGCGAGCGAGAACCCUGCAAGAAGCGCCUGACGGCGCGCAGCAUCAGCACCCCCACCUGCCUGGGGGGCAGCCCUGCCGCGGAGCACCCCGCAGACGUGCCGCCCACCGCCGCCGCCCUCCCCCAGCCCGAAGUCAUCCUGCUGGACUCCGAUCUGGACGAGCCCAUAGACUUGCGCUGCGUCAAGACGCGAGGCGAGGCGGGGGACCCGCCCGGCGCCCGCCAGGUAAAGCCAGAGGAGCUGACGGCGGCGGUGGCCGUGGCAUCGGUGCCGGCGACAGCCGCUGAGAAGCCUCCUGCUGAGGCCCAGGACGAACCCGAGGAGCCGCUGGCCGAGUUCAAGCCCUUUUUUGGGAAUAUAAUUAUCACGGAUGUCACUGCGAACUGCCUCACUGUCACUUUCAAGGAGUACGUGACGGUGUAG
Molecule: messenger RNA, 2091 nt
Organism: Elephantulus edwardii (Cape elephant shrew)
Lineage: Eukaryota; Metazoa; Chordata; Mammalia; Macroscelidea; Macroscelididae
Gene: CBX4
Product: chromobox homolog 4
Exons: 5
Coding region: 1-2091 (696 amino acids)
Biological process (GO): negative regulation of DNA-templated transcription
Source: RefSeq, a predicted model, not a curated record